GUUGUUUUCGUUGGUGCUAAUGCUAGCAUGUAUACACACAUUAAUGCUAAGCUAUUAGCCUGAUCGCUACAUAACUUCCGGACAAACGUGAUUAGUACCUAGUGUAGACAGUCUAACUUAAUGGUUAACAUAUUUGCGGAAGUUUUAUAACACCACCUGUGCCCUGUUUGCAUGUCACGGUCGCAUCAACGCCUCUCAGCUCUUUUUAGCGUAGCCUCCUCCCCUCAACAGAUAAAAAGAGCGUGUCUUUUGUCUUGCGGACUACCGAUCGAGGAUGGUGAGGCUCGUCUGCUUCUCACAUAGAGUCCAAGAAGCAGAGGCAAGGAUGGGAGUCGAGGGCUUGAGCCCAUAAAACGGAGAGAAAGGAGAAUGAUUUCACGAUACAACAGAAAACCUGUAUCGCACAAACUUGAGAUUCGUGGGUUGUCUCAUAGCCGCCUCGAUCACCACCCUCUCCCUGAAGAACCAAACGAUAAUCCAGUUCCUCAUCACCACCUCCGUGACCUGCAGGAAGCUGUCUCGGCACACAACAGCUCCCAGGCAUCGUCUGCAUCAGGCCACUCAGCCUGCCCCACUGUCAUCUCUUCGGUAUCCAACCAGUCCUGGUCAGGUAUUCACAGCGCCACAGGCACUGGCAUCUCGACCGAAAGGAGCUCGGUUUUCUCCUGGGGCUAUGACGAGUUCGACAAGGCAGCGUCACGCCAGGUGCAGCAAAUGUUUGAUGAGAUCGACACGGAGCUGUACGAGGGGCGAGGCAGUGGGGGAGGGGUCCUCCAGGGGCUGCAGGAUGAAUGUCAGCAGUGGACCACACGCUUCCCACACCUUCGGAUCCUGGGGACUCAACUUAUGUGUCCCUCUGAUGAGGGCUUCCAGUGGUAUGCUAAUCCAGGGACACGCAGCCCAUCAGUUGGCAGAAAAAGCGAUGUGAAGUCUGAGGAGAAAGAACACGGCGGUGCAGAGUUGAAUGUGCAGGGCAGGAAAGCAGCACUGAUCAAGUCCUCGCCCGAGUUGGACACCCUCCCUAACGACAUUGAUGGUUCCAGCAGCCAUGCCAAGCCAAGAGUGAUUGAAGUCGAGGGUCUAAUGGAGGAAUAUCUGGCGUUUGAUAGCAGGGAAUUGGACGGUGAGUGUGUUGACAGUUCACAGUCGGUCCGGAGGCAUCGCUGUCUCCCUCCCGUCUCGCCGUACCGAUGUCGCCGCCAAGCUGUUCUCGACUUGCUGUUUGAUGAUGUGUGGCGGGAGCUGGUUGGCUGGAUGAAAGAGUUGGUCCAACGCCACUGGGAAUGCGGCACCUCCCAUGAUGAAACCAUUUCUGGAAGCUUGAGUCCCGUGCCUUCAGACUCCCAUGAUCCAUUUAUUCUGCUCUCCACGCCGCCCACGUUGCUGCCUAAGCUCGGGCAGAACUGGGUGCCGUUGCUCACCGCUGGUCAGCAGAGCUCAAAGUCAGGGGGCUCAGAGCACAAGUCCAGGUGGAAGUCCAAAAAGCAGAAAAGACCUUCCGCUGGAUCAUUCACCGUGACCCAGGCUGGCCGGACAUCUGUGGGAGCAGCAGCGGCGCGGCACAACCUGAACGACCUCAUCACCAUUCACAGCAUCCCCCUGCAGCAGAGGAACCAAGACCCAGAGGAGCGAGCGUCUCUCAGGCCGGGCUCUAGUGCGGUCCCUUCCAGCAAACCUCGCCCCCGCAGAGUCCUGGAGCAGAGUUCUUCCUCGCUGUCUCGUCCGCCGCAUUCGGCUCGGCGCAGAAACCCUCCUCCUCGGACCUUGCUGCCUCUGGUUCCCAGCUCGAGCCAGUCUAGCGCAGGAGUUUACCUGGAUGAGGUCAUCCGAGGGACUCGCCUAAUCACGAGCGCGGCACAGACUGGACUCAACGUGCACGGCUUCCUCCACAGAACCACGGCCAGCGACCGGCUGACAUCUCCGCUGCUGCCGCUGAGCCGAAGCACCCCGCUUCCUCCCAUCAGCAUCGGGGAGUCGGAGUCUCACUCAGGGCAACAGUCGAAACUCGCACAGCGUGUGAAAGGCCACCCCAGCCGCGCCCACAGUGCUAUCAACAACGAGGCUGGCAGCUCUUUACCGAGGGAUCGUCACCACCUGCUGGACGUCUUCUCUCGCCCAAACACAACUCACACGUACCGGUCAGACACGCCGUACCGCAGCUCUUUCACCGUACUGGACAACAUCGGACAGGGGAGGCCGGGCAGAACAGCUGUGGGCACAGACUCCCUGGGAAUCGGCGUGACUGGCAUUAGCCUCGGCAUCAGCAGCUCGUCUUUCCUGGACUCGUUUCCUCACCACCCGCUGGGCCACGCCCCCAUCAGAGAUGAAGAGGAGCCAGAGCCACAAGUCCCAGCCCCUCUGGUACCCGUAUCAGGCCCACCUCGGUACUACACCCGGGGAAGCAUCUCAUCCAGAGCUGGCAGACCUGGCUUGUAGUUUUCUCCCGAGAUCUUCAUUUAUUCGUAUUAUUGCAUCACCCUGUCGUUUCUGCACCCACUUUCACUAAAGUAGCCGUUUUUGUUUUUUACUCGUUUUUGUAUUUCAGAAAUCAGCUGAUGUGGGAAUAUUUAUACUACAGCAUGUAUGAUCAGAUUGUGUACAUGUGUUGUACUGCUACACAACUAUGCAGGGAAUCAUGCAUCCAGUCAAUACAAAGAUAAAAGCACUGCCCAGCCCUCUCUCUGACGUUAAAUCGGGGAGUUUGGUACUGUACCUUUUCAUAAAACAAGACAUUCAGCAUCUUGUUGCAAGCAGGAAGCAAAUCAACACCCUACAUAGAGAAGAUCUGUGGCUGAACAGUCAGCGUCUCCUUCUGGAAUUAUCCUACCAUGUAGGAAAAUGACAUGUACAGAUCAGUAUUUGUAAAUAAUCUAAUCAUUGUGUUUGUACAAAUAUUUAAUUUUUUUUUUUUUUUCUGAGCAAAGCCAAGGGCUCACACAUCAUGUUCUACUGUAAAAGACUAAAACAGCCACGCCACGGGGGGAGCAGAGCAUCAUGAACUUGUUUUACAUAAAAUAAAAGAACUGUGUACAAACUACAA
Messenger RNA from Nothobranchius furzeri (turquoise killifish), 3040 nucleotides. RefSeq names its product family with sequence similarity 149 member B1 (gene fam149b1). The record is from RefSeq and is a predicted model, not a curated record. Gene Ontology annotation, biological process: cilium assembly; protein localization to cilium. Lineage: Eukaryota; Metazoa; Chordata; Actinopteri; Cyprinodontiformes; Nothobranchiidae.